ACUGCACCCUGAAAGGCACGGGGGACGAGGAGGUGGACCCCCCCGAUGUGCUCUGGCUGAGAGACGGUGUGCCGCUCCUCUACGCCGACACCAACCAGUUCCAAUUCCACACCGGCGGCACCGGCUGGACGAUCAUGAGCACACUCAGUAUUGAGAAGGUUCAGCUUCCCGACAUGGGCGCCUACCGGUGUGCCGUUCUGUCCGAAGGUCACCAGACCAUGUCCGAGGAGGGGAGCAUUCAGCUGGAGGGCCUUCCUCAUUUCUCCGUGGAGCCCCAGCACAUGUCCAUAGUGGCCAACGUGUCCCUGACCCUGAGCUGUGUGGCCCACGGACCUCCAGAGCCCGUUAGGGUCAUCUGGCUGCAGGACGGCGCUCCUCUCAACUCCCUGUCGGACCCCGUGGCUCUGUCGCCCUCCACGCUCAACCUCACAGGUUUGAACCGGACCAGCACUUUUUCUUGUGAGGCCCAUAACCACAAAGGAGUGGCCACCUCUGGAUCCGGUACCAUCACUGUCCUCCCGUCCAAGCCUCAGAACCUGAGAGCCGCGGAGGUCACGCCAACCGGUCUCCGCUUAACGUGGCAGCCCGCUUUCGGGGGCGACUACCCGAUAGUCCGCUGCACUGUUCAGGCCAAACAUUCGGGAGAGUCCUCCUCAGCAGGCCCAGAUGAGAUGAUCCACAACCAGAAUGUGAACGUCCCACCAGCCGCGCACUUCAUCGGGGGGCUGGAGCCGCACAGCCUCUACGCUGUCAGGGUGGCCUGCCACAGCAGCCAGGGCCCAUCCGACUGGUCGCCCUGGGUGGAGCUACGCACCAAAGAAGGAGUGCCGGAAAACCCUCCGGUCAACGUGAGCGGGGCGCUGAACGGGACGGAUGUGCUGGUGACGUGGGAGGAGCCUCCGGGGAAGCUGAACGGAGAGCUGCAGGGCUACCGGGUGGAGUACAGCACGCCCGUCACGCAUCAGUUAAUCGCGGACGCCGGACUGGACACAGAGCUGUCAAUCAACCUGUCCGUCCCCCUCUCCAAUGUGUCUUUUCGAGUGUGCGCCUAUACGGGGGCCGGGCAAGGACCCUGGACCCCCACACAGACGCUGACUCUUAUUGCUCCCGAAAUGGAGGAAUUUCGAGGUCCGUCCACGACCCCGGCCUUUUCCUGGCACUGGUGGUAUGUGGUGAUGGCUGUCGCCGGCGCCGUGUCCAUAGCUGUGCUCAUGGCUGUUUACGUGGCCAAGCUGCGGCGCAAGGAGACGCGGUUUGGGGAGGCCUUCGAACCCAUGAUGGAGAGCGGAGAGCUGGUGGUCAGGUACCGCGCUCGCCGCACCUACAGCCGGAGGACCGCAGAAGCAACGCUGAACAGCCUGGGAAUCAGCGACGACCUGAAGCAGAAGCUCCAAGACGUGAUGGUGGACAGACAUAAACUCACCCUGGGAAAGACGCUGGGAGAAGGGGAGUUUGGCUCUGUGAUGGAGGGGAUGCUGACUCAGGAGGAGGCUGUUCUCAAAGUUGCUGUGAAGACGAUGAAGAUUGCCAUUUGCACCCGCUCAGAGAUGGAAGAUUUCCUCCGCGAGGCGGCCUGCAUGAAAGAGUUCGACCAUCCCAAUGUCAUGAGGCUUCUAGGUGUGUGUCUGCAGACUGUGGAGAGCGAAGGUUACCCCUCCCCCGUGGUCAUCCUGCCCUAUAUGAAGCACGGAGACCUGCACAGCUAUCUGCUCUACUCAAGGCUGGGAGACUGUCCUGUGUACCUCCCGUCUCAAAUGCUGGUAAAGUUCAUGACCGAUAUUGCCCGAGGGAUGGAAUACCUCAGCAGCAAGAACUUCAUCCACAGAGACCUUGCUGCUCGCAACUGCAUGCUGAACGAGAACAUGAACGUCUGUGUGGCCGACUUUGGCCUCUCCAAGAAGAUCUACAACGGAGACUACUACAGGCAGGGCCGCAUCUCCAAGAUGCCCGUCAAAUGGAUCGCUAUCGAAAGCUUGGCCGACCGCGUCUACACCACCAAGAGCGACGGGUGGUCCUUUGGAGUCACCAUGUGGGAGAUUGCCACGCGUGGCCAGACCCCGUACCCCGGCGUCGAGAACAGUGAGAUUUAUGAUUACUUGAGACAAGGAAACCGUCUCAAGCAACCUCCGGACUGCCUGGACAGCAUCUACGCCCUGAUGUUCUCCUGCUGGCUGCUGAGUCCUAAGGACCGCCCCUCCUUCGAGUCCCUGCGCUGUGAGCUGGAAAAGGCCCUCAAGGAUCUGCCGGACACCCAGGACCCGGACGAGAUCCUGUACGUCAACAUGGACGAGUCCUCCAUGGAGCUCGGCGCCGUCGGCGGCCGCGACCCGCUCUGCGGUCCGACCCCCCUCUGCCUGAAGGGUCUGGAUUCCGUGACCACCGUGGAGGUCCACCACCCCAACCGCUACGUCCUCUGCCCCCAACACGAGACCAACCGAGCCCUCUCGGACUCCCUGGAGAGCCUGGACAUGCGGCUGUCGUCCUCCACGGCCACGCUGCCUUUACAACCGUCGUGCCACUCCACCCCCAAUCCCACGCCCGCCCCCACCCCGACUGUGGAGCUGCUGGAGGACAGGGACUCGUCCAGGAAAAUGCCCUGGCAGUGAUGGCUCCACUUUUGAAGCACGUCUCAUCACUGCCAACGCGUGCCGUCCUUUAAUACCGAGAUCCUGCCUCUUGAUGCGGACUUUAACGAACCCUCGUGUGCCCUGAAAUACAGAUUUCUGAACACAAAUGAACACACAACCGAAGGCGUUCUGAGGAAGGGAAGGAUCGGGUUUCGCUCCGCUCUCUUCUGAAAUGAGCACAUAUUCUAAAGUGGAUGUAAAAAUAAGUUACAGUAGGUGACCAGGUUAAGCUCAGGCACUGAUUCCCACGAACACUGCGGCACAAUCAGAGAAAUGCAUCCCAGCAACGAAAGACCGGAUCUGCAAAACUACCUGCAUACAGCAGAUGGAUCUCAUCCAUGUGAUUAAGCUACCACAAGUCUCUGUGAAGCAGCUCACACACUGCCAGGAUGAACACAACCAAACACACUCAGGCCUGAGCGCUAACGCCCAGAGUCCCUCUACGAAAGUUCUCCAAACCUCAAGAUACAAGACUUUUCCCCCUAUAGCAGAAUAUGAAUGAAAUCUUUAAACAAGUAAAAUAAUUAAGAGACCAAAAACAAUUCAAAGAUACUGCUCAUAGAGUCCUCCUUCCCCAGCAGUUUGUUCGGUGGCCUGAUGUAACGCUGCGGGUGGUUCUUCAAGUAGCCCUUUAAACCCAACGCGCCGUUUACAGGUCAGGACAGAUGCAAUGAAAUGAAAUUCAACCAGUCUUCACAUCUGAGACUUUACUCGAUGGGGACACAGGUACUGGUCAAACGAAGGGGACACAGGUACUGGUCAAACAAUGGGAGGGGGUUGGAUGGACUAAUGGGCGGUGCAUGAUGGAGUAACCCGAGGCACGCGGCAGGAUGAGCUCCUUCGCCUUUGCCUCAAGCACAGUGUUAUUAUACAUUUUUGUAUUUUUUUUUGUCAAUGCUGAUUUUUGUAUUUCAACAACUUUGCACUAAUGUCUUUUUUUAUAUAGAUCAUCGUAUGUUUGUUCAUAAUUUGUAUAUCUUUUUUAUGCUUUUUCUCUCAAUUUCAUGAAACCAGUUGACAGCUUCACUAAGGCGGAGAAUGAGGCAUGGCAGGGCGGAUCCGGGGGACAUGAUGACCCCCUGAUGUCAUCCUGCCAUGGACGAUUCUCUCUCCAGGUUCAACACUGUAAAUAGAAGUUUAGCACCAACACAGUGGAGAUGGAGGAGGGGGGGGGUGUAGGAAAGCAGCAGCGAGCGUGAUCUCCUUUGAGGUUUGCCAGUUGCAUCUUUGCAUCAUGCAGGCACUUAUUUUGUAAAUAUAUAGAUAAAUAGAUGUUCACAUGUAUCUCUAUAUCUUUGCUUUAGGGCAUACUUUUGCCAUUGGAAUGUAUUCCUAUACACGUUUGGGAGAUUAUUUGUUAUGAAUGUUUUCUCAAAUGUACAUGAAAAGGUACUUGUACACAUGAACCAGUACGGAGUGAUGUUUCAGCAUUACUUAAAUUCUUUAAGAUCUCGCUAUACAUUUGGUACUGUGUUAUCUGAGUGAUGCAUCGAUUUUUGUGCCGCACAAAUCUUUCACCAACCACCGGGAUUGAAAACAUUGUUGGUUCUUUGGACGCAUAGAAAAACUAAAAGGUAAAAAAGGUAACUCAGAAAAAAAAAGGUAACUCAGUUCAGAUUCAAAUGUCAGAAUUUCACAACUUUGCCUUCAGUGCCUACAAUAUAAACAAAUAUUUUUGCAUUUCA
Messenger RNA from Gasterosteus aculeatus aculeatus (three-spined stickleback), 4312 nucleotides. NCBI's taxonomy places the organism in Eukaryota, Metazoa, Chordata, Actinopteri, Perciformes, Gasterosteidae. The record is from RefSeq and is a predicted model, not a curated record.